UGUAAUGUUAUUAUGAUUCUGCAUCUUACAUCUGCUAUUUUGUUUUCAGUAUGAAGCUAUCUGAAUCAUUAAAUGCAAGCUUAGUUUAGAAUUAUAGAAAACAUACACUACUAGAAUCCAGAAUUUUAUUCUAUGGUCACACUUUCCUACUGACUAGUUUUUUCAGCACAAACCAACCUCCUGAUCAUUGAGCAGGCCCCCACCGCCACCUCCACCGCCGCAGCCAACCUCAUGGCUCUGCUAACCUCAAAACAAGCUGUCCAGGCAUUUUCAGGCUUUCUGUUGGCUUGUUUGCUUGCUUUUAUUUGUGAGGUUGUUUUCUUCUCACCAAUAUCCCCCGACUCACUUGAAUUUCCUUCAACAACAUCUUUGUCUUCCACUUUUCCACCAAAUAACAAAUUACAGGGAGUGACUAAACUUGGAGAGGGAUUUCUCGAGGACCCGGAAGAUGUUGCUGUGGAUAAAGAAGGCAUAAUUUAUACAGCUACAAGAGAUGGUUGGAUAAAAAGAUUGCACAAGAAUGGCUCCUGGGAGAACUGGAAGAUGUUAGGUGGCCCAAAUCUUCUGGGAAUUAUUACAACAAAAGAAGGUGAUAUUGUUGUAUGUGAUACAGAAAAGGGUUUGCUUAAGGUUGGUGAAAAUGGCGUAUCAGUAGUCACUUCACAUGUUAACGGGUCCAAAAUAAGAUUUGCAGAUGAUGUGAUCGAAGCAUCGGACGGUAGUCUAUAUUUUAGUGUUGCAUCCACUGAGUUUGGAAUCCAUAAUUGGUAUCUAGAUGUGCUUGAGGCAAAACCUCAUGGUCAACUGCUCAAGUACGACCCAUCAUCAGGAAAAACUUCAGUCAUACUUGAUGAUUUGGGCUUUGCUAAUGGUGUUGCUCUCUCAAAGGACCAAGAUUAUCUGGUGAUCUGUGAAACAUGGAAAUUUAGGUGUCUUAAGUACUGGCUCAAGGGAGAGAACAAAGGAAAAACAGACAUCUUUAUUAAAGACCUUCCUGGUGGACCUGACAACAUUAAUCUUGCUCCGGACGGGUCUUUUUGGAUCGCUUUACUUCAUCUGAGUACUGAAGGGCUGGAGUUUCUCCACAAGUCCAAGACACUGAAGAAAUUCAUAGCAACAUUUCCAAAACUAGUGGAGCAAGUAAAAGGCCUGGAACGGAAAGCGACAGUGGUGAAUGUGGCAGCUGAUGGAAAGAUUACGAAGAAAUUGGAUGAUUGUGAUGGAAAGGUGAUGAAGUUUGUUACAACAGCUAUUGAGUUCGAGGAUCAUCUUUACUUGGGAAGUCUCAGUUCCAACUUCAUUGGGAAGUUUCCACUCAAAAUUGCUUAGUAUGGAAAUGGAGACUAGUUUUGCACUAGGAGAAGAGCAUUCUAUUGGCGAAGCACAUGUAGGAGUUUCAGAUACAACACUAGAUUUAUCUUCAGUGGUGUGUUCUCGAUGACCCUGAUCAGGAGUAGGAGAAGUUGCAGCUGAAGUUUCUGGUUGUGAUGGAGAGCUGGCAAUGGCACCAAGCCGAUCAUUUAACUCAACUGAAGUUGUGAUUGAUAGCCACCUCACGGUACUUGCCACUUGUGAAUAAUAGAAUGAUUUACCGGUUUUCCCGUAUUUCUUGUAACACUCGUUUUCAAGAAAAGUGGCUGAUAUUUCCACUUGAUGCCUAUGCAAAGAAACAUUGAACUAUGAAUACUAGGAAAUUCUGUAGGGCUUUCAGGCUAAAUUCUUUUGCUGACAACAAUGUAAAAGGGAUGGAAUCAAUUGUUGAUUUGAAAAUUCUUUAGGACUCAAAAAAUGAAAUAUUAGCAUACUUUAUGUUGCCAAGCCGCUGCUGAGCUUGCUUGAAAGCGUUUAGUAAUCUUUGCCUGCUUGAUUCU
Messenger RNA from Humulus lupulus (European hop), 1871 nucleotides. Its product is annotated as protein STRICTOSIDINE SYNTHASE-LIKE 4-like. The transcript is spliced from 7 exons. Lineage: Eukaryota; Viridiplantae; Streptophyta; Magnoliopsida; Rosales; Cannabaceae. Gene Ontology annotation, biological process: biosynthetic process. Gene Ontology annotation, molecular function: strictosidine synthase activity. The coding region runs from base 232 to 1329 and encodes 365 amino acids. The record is from RefSeq and is a predicted model, not a curated record.